This is a messenger RNA of Naumovozyma castellii, 1104 nucleotides long. It is a transcript of the gene ENV7, whose product is annotated as putative serine/threonine protein kinase ENV7. Bases 1 to 1104 code for a protein of 367 amino acids. The transcript has a single exon. The record is from RefSeq and is a predicted model, not a curated record. Lineage: Eukaryota; Fungi; Ascomycota; Saccharomycetes; Saccharomycetales; Saccharomycetaceae.
AUGCUAAAUAUUAUAAGGUUGUAUACAUGCUGCUGCCCAUGUUUGAGCUCAGGUACAAAUUCGAUCAUUUCCAUCAAUGCGAGAGAUUACAAGAUUGAGAAACUGCUGCAAGAUGAGAACUUGUCAUAUUCAUAUCUCGUUCGAACGUUAGAUUCGGAGCCACCAUUUGAGAACGGACCCCUGUUUGUUUUAAAACGAAUAUACUGCCCAUUUGGUGAUAUUGAAAGCGUCUCCGCUGCUAUGAAUGAAAUAUCCUACUAUAAGAAAUUUGCUGGUAAUUCUCAUAUAAUAUCAUGUCUAGAUUAUCAACUACAUCAAAAAUACGAUGGAUCAAAACAAAUCGAUGUCCUCUUCCCAUUUUACCAUUAUGGAUCUGUUCAGGAUGAUAUAAACCGGCAUUUACUAUCAUCAUCGACCGCCCUCGGAACAGUCAUACCUGAGAAAGAUUGCAUUAAGAUAAUGAUAGGAUUAUGUAGAGGGUUGUUACCUCUACAUGAUCCCAAGUUAAGAGAACAAGGAUCACCGGAUGAUAUGGCAAUUAUGUCGUAUAGUGAAAAUGCUCCCCUUUUACUGAAUGAUUUGCCCAUGGAGUUAUCCAAAGAUAAUGAAAACGAAAAUGUAUGUUUCGCCUAUUACAACUUGAGGCCUGAUCUGAUUUUAUUGAGCGAGCAGGGAAAUGCUAUCAUAGCAGAUCUUCAAUCUUGUUUUAGGACAAACAUUACUAUUAGUACUGAAAUCCAACUGAAUAGAUUCCAGCAAUGGAUUGAAGAACACUGUACUUUGCAAUUUUCCGCACCUGAGCUUUUGACUUUGAAAAUGGGCGACAAAAUAACUGCUAAAGUAGAUAUAUGGUCACUUGGUUGUGUUUUGUAUUCUAUGAUGUUUGGGAUAUCGCCUUUUGAAAGAGAAGAGCAAUUAAAUGGCGGUGUGGUAAAAUAUUGUAUAAAGAUGGGUAAAUAUAGUAUCCCGGACACGAAGGGUACUUAUUCUCAGGAAAUAAUUGACAUUUUGAAUACCUGUCUUAAAGUUGAUCCUUCAGAGAGGCCCUCACUUAAUGGGAUAUUAAAUAAUUUGCAAGAAAUUCAAGGCAAACUCUCUCAAUAA